CAGCUGAACUUCCAGCCAGCCGUGACUUCUCUCAGCUAUAUCUUUAUCGCAGGCACAAGAAGCCAAGGAAGCCCUCCCUGAGCCCCUGAACUUGGCUGCCCUUCCUUCCCAGACUGGGUCCCCAUCCGGAGCCCUAGUCCUCACAUAUGGCCUCAUCCUGCUCAGCCGUCCUGCUGGGGGAUUCAGCUGCCUUCACUGCUGCCCUUAGGACUCUCAUCAACAACCCACAGUUCAGUGAUGUGACGUUCUGGGUUGGCAGAGAACAGCAAGAAGUCUUUGCCCAUCGCUGCCUCCUCUCCUUCCGCUGCCAGGCAUUCCAAGCACUGCUGAGGAGCCAGCCCCAGGAGAUGCAAGCCCCACUAGUCCUGAGCCACGUGCAGCCAGAGGUGCUCCUUGCAGUCAUUGAGUACCUGUACACUAACAGUGUCACCCUCAACAACCUUAUCGCUCUGGAGGUCCUGACCUCUUCCAUGGAGUAUGGGCUGGAUGACCUCAGAAAACUAUGUGUUGAAUUUAUCAAAGACACACUGAGUGUGGAGCAAGUCUGUGAGGCCUUGCAGGCAGCUGUGGCAUAUGGACAGGCGGAUUUGCAGAUGCAUUGCCUGGCGUUCAUUGAAAACUGCACACGGGAGGUGGUGCAUACUCGUGGUUUCCUGGAACUGUCAGAACUGGCAGUGCAAACUGUCUUGCAGAGUGACUGCUUGGCUAUCGAUGAAGUGGACCUGAUUCGUGCUGUUCGAGAAUGGGCUCACGUUGGCUCUGCUGUGCUGGGUAGCCCAGUACAGAACGUGGCAAAGACAGUAGUGCCAGAGCUGCGUCUAGCUUUGCUGUCGCCAAGUGAAUUGACCACGUUGGAGGAAGAGAACAGAAAGGAUCAUAUGAUUCCGGUUGAAAGUCUGUCUGAGGCCUGGAAGACACAUGCCUUACGGAAGGGGCGUGGUGUGCGGUCUUGCCUAUGCCGGCGCCGGCGUGGCACACUGCCUCGGGAACAUCAUCGCCAUCUUGACCCUCUGCACAAGUGAUAUGGUGCUCUGAACUUGGAAAGGGAGCAGUGCUUCUGUUUCCAGUCUAUCCAGCAUUGGUGGUGUGAGAGCUAUGAACCAGCAGCUGAAAUAACUCAGUGGCAUCAUCAUUUCAGCCUGAACUAUAGUACAAUUGGCAGAAGGAGCUGAACAAGAGUUCCCAGCAUGCAAAGGAGAAAGGCCUGGGUUCCAGCGAGAGAGGCAUGUUCCAUGCAGGCUGGGGCUCCAUCUAAUGCUUUGGAUUUUGAUGCCCCAUCUCUGUUGUUUUCUUCCAGCCCAUUCUUGGGCUGGCUCUUAUCUUUCUUAAGUCCUGCUCUCAUCCUCAGUAAGGUUUGCUUUGUAAUAAGGCAUUUCCUUUUUGGAAAUGAGUAGAGUAGAGGCUCUACUAGUAGUAGAGUGAGGCUGCUCUUGCACUAAGCUAGUGCUGGCUGUGGUGAAUGGGACAUAGGAAAUCCUGGGGGUUUUCACUUUAACCAGUCAUCAUAGAGAUUUAUUAACACCUGGAUACAGUACCUGUGAUAAGGAUACAAUGAUAAGUUUAUCACUUGAAAACUGCCACUUCAGCUGAUAUUGUAAGGAGUCCUUAGUGCCACCACAACUAGGGGAUGAACUCACUUUCAGAAUCUUUAUAAGGUCUGUCAGUAAAAGGGAGUUGUGUGUCAUUAUAUAACAACUAUGGCUAUUUUGCCAUCUCUCUCAGAAGAGAAACACCAGCUAACUCAUAAGCAUCUGGUGGAUCACACUGAGGGAAACAGGAUGCUAGAUCUUGGGCCUAAUCUAGCAAAUCUCUUCUAAAGUUCUUAUGUAGCAUAUGGAAAUUUGGUCAAGUUCAUAUGUGACCUGCUUGCCUGAAGAUACGAAUAUGACAAAUAUGUAUAUAAGGCUUUUCAACAAAAGUUCCCAGAAGUGGUUUACAUAGAUACAAAUAAAUAAAUAAAAUGCCUGUCCCCAAAGGGCUCAAAAUCUGAGAAAGUGAGUGCCACUGAAGGGAUGCUCUGCUGGGGGUGGAUAGGGCCAGUUGCUCUCCCCCUGAUAAAUACAAAUAUAGGCACAUAUUAUUUAUUAUUAUUAUUUAUUUAUCAAAUGUGUACACUGCCCCAAAUGUUCAUCUCUGGGUGGUUAACAAUAGCAUAAAACAAAUUAAAAACAUAUACAAAAAACUUAAAACAAUUUAACAUUUUAAAAAUAAACCAGAGAUUAAAACCUAAACUUUUUAGGAAGCUGAGAAAGCUUGGGCAAAAAGAUGGGUUUUCAGGUAUUUUUUUGAAAAUUUCCAGAGAUGGCAAGUAUCGUAUCUCAACAGGGAGCACAUUCCACAGUCUCGGGGCAGCGACUGAGAAGGCCCGUCUCUGUGUAGCCACCAAACGAGUUGGCAGUAACUAGAGACGGACCUCCUCAGAUGACCUCAAUGGGCGGUGGGGCUCGUAGUGAAGAAGACAUUCUCUUAAAUAUCCAGGGCUUAAGCCAUUUAGGGCUUUAUAUGUUAUAACUAGCACUUUGUAUUUUGUUCUGAAACCUAUUGGGAGCCAGUGUAGCUCCAUCAGUAAAGAAGCAACAUGUUCUCUCUAGAGGCUCACCCAGAGACCAACCUGGCUGCCACAUUCUGAACCUACUGAAGUUUCCGGACUACGUACAAAGGCAGCCCCACAUAGAGCGCAUUACAGAAGUCAAGUAUGGAGGAUACCAACAGAUGUACCACUGUUUUGAGGUCAUUGAUCUCGAGAAACGGGCGCAGCUGGUGUAUCAGCCGGAGCACAUCUGGCCACCGGCUCUACCUGAGAAACCAAGGAGAGGUGUGAAUCCAGUACUCCCAGACUGCGAACCUGUUCCUUUUGGGGAAGUGUGACCCCAUCUAGAACAGGCAGAUCAAAAUAGUCUCCAGAGUUCUGACCCCGCACAAUAAGUACCUCUGUCUUUUCUGGAUUCAGCUUCAGUUUAUUCUCCCUCAUCCAGCCCAUUACUGCUUCCAGGCAGGCAUUUAGGGAAGAUAUGCCAGCUCCUGAAUAAGAUGACAUGGAGAAGUGUCAUCAGCAUACUGGUAACACCCAGCUCCAAAUCCCCUGAUGAUCUCUCCCAGUGGUUUCAUGUAGAUGUUAAAAAGCAUUUGAGAAAGUACGGACCCUUGAGGGACACCAUACUUAAGCUUAGAUUUCAAAGAGCAAUAAUCUCCAAUCAACACCAUCUGGAAUCUAUCCAAGAGGUAGGAGCGGAACCACUGUAAAACAGUGCCUCCCACCCCUAACAUCCUCAGAAGUUCCAGAAGGAUACCAUGGACGAUAGUAUUGAAAGCCGCCGAGAGAUCCAAAAGGACCAACAGAGUCACACUUCCUCCGUCAAUUCCCAACUGGAGAUCAUCCAUCAGGCCAACCAAGGCAGUCUCGACCCCAUAGCCUGCCCCAAAACCAGUUUGAAAUGGGUCUAGAUAUAAUCAGUUUCCUCCAAGACUGCCUGGAGCUGAGAGGCCACCACCCUCUCAAUUACCUUGCCCAGCCAUGGGAGGUUGAAAACAGGCCUAUAAUUGCUCAACUCUGAGGGAUCUAAUGCAGGCUUCUUUAGAAGAGAUCUAAUGAUUGCCUCCUUAAGACAAGGAGGCAUCCUGCCCUCCCUCAGAGAAGCAUUUAUGAUUUCCACCUGGCCGUCUACAACAGCCUCCCUGUUAGAUAGAACAAGCCAUGAUGGACAAGGGUCAGGAGCACCAGUGAUAGGCGUCACCACUGCAAGCAGCUUGUCCACAUCCUCAGGAGUCACAAAUUGAAACCGAUCCAGUCGAAUCACAUAAGAGGAGUUGUUGGGCACCUCCAGUUCAGACAUCAAAUUAAUUAUGGAGUCUCCAUCUAGGUCGGCCCGAAUCAGAGAGAUUUUAUCUGCAAAAAAUUCUUUAAACACAUCCCAGCAGGUAGCUGAUGACUCCAAAUUCUGGUUCAAGGGAGGGGGAGCAGAUACUAGUCCCCUCACAACCCUGAACAACUCCGCUGGACGUGCACUCACAGAGGCAAUACGGGCAGAAAAGAACCGCCUCUUUGCCGCACAUAUUGCCUGAGCAUAGAUCUUUAGAUGUACUCUAUGUCGCAAUCUUUCAGAUUCAAGUCGAGUCUUUCUCUGCUUGAGCUCCAGUCGCCUGCCUUGCCGCUACAGCCCCCGUAGGUCUUCCGUAUACCAAGGGGCCAAUUUUGAAGCAGGUCGGAGGGGAUGCUUGGGAGCAAUCGUGUAUACUGCCCUGGUGAGCAAGUUGUUCCAAUUCUCAACCAGGGCAUCAACAGGAUCACAGGCAAAGCCAACACUGAAUCCCUCCAAGGCUUCUUUACUUGAAUCUUACUGGAUUCAAUAACCUCUUCGGGUGGAACAUUCUAAUAGGCCCCCACUGCUGCAGAGGUGGGAAGUGGUUGUAAUCCCAACCUUAAUCAGAUGGUGGUCCGUCCAUGACAAAGGGGAUGUCACAGGAGUACCCACCCACGAAACACCACCCUGAUCAGAGUAAAAGACCAAAUCAAGCGUGUGACCUGAAAUAUGCAUCGGUCCAGAGACCACUUGGGAUAGGCCCAUAGUUGUAAUGGCCGCUAUGAACUCCUGAGCUACCCCGGACAGAUUGGUCCCAAAAUGAACAUUGAAGUUCCCCAGCACCACGAGUCUGGGAGACUCCAACGUGAGUUCCGCGACCAAGUCUUAUAUGUGACCUGCCUGUCUAAAGAUGGCAAAGGUAACCACAAGGAUCAGUUGCAAAGGCUGUCCAGUUUGGGGAAAUAGUUUUGUAAUGGACUGAGUGAGGCCUGCUGACAGGGCCAUCCUUUUGCACUGUAUACAAAUAAUGCUUUGCUUUGUUUUAAAUGAACAUAUAAUCUCAGGUAUUCAACUUGGAAUAACAAUAACAAAAAUUAAAAGAAAUACAGCUCAGACUGUUCUUAGCAUUUGCCACAUAAUCCAUAAUGCAAGUAACAGAUAAUCCUGGGUCUAGUAGCCCAAAAUAAACGUGUAGUAAAUAAAUUUUCCAUGGGAUGGGGCAGUUGGAUUUUGCUGCAUCCAAUAUGCAACUUGUUCCUUAUGCCAUACAAAUCUGAUGCUAGCUACCUCAGACAAGAAAAAUUUAACUUUUCUUUAAAUUUGCCUCUCUUACAGCAGAUUCAGGUAGCAAAUACAAGCAGAACCUAAGCAAUUAAAAAAACAACAAAAAACCUCAAACCCAGUUGCCCUGGGACCAGAUUCUGUAUUUGCCAGCCCAGCCUAAAUGUGUGUGUGGAAGAGCAUGAGUGCUUAUUCUCUCCAUGCACCAUCCCAGGGAUCUAGUAGUUAGGAUUUGGUAGCCAGGGAUCUAGUGGUUAGCUCAAUGGUAGAGCACAUCCUCGCAUGCAGCAGGUCCCAGGUUCAAUUCCUGGCAUCUCCAGGUAGGGCUGGGAAAGUCUCCUGCCUGAAACCUUGGAGAACUGCUGCCAGCCAGUGUAGACAAUACUGAGCUAGAUAACCAGUGGCCUGACUCAGUAUAAGGCAGCUUCCUACAUUCCUUUCUUCCACUCUACUGCUGUCUAAUCACAUGGGCAGAUGAAUUAAAUGAAUUGUGUGCAUGAAUUAAAUACUUGGUGUGUUUAGGGGCAGUUAAACCAUCCUCAUGUGAUUAGGCAACAGUGGGAUGACACACCAGAUGAGGGACGAGACGUGUUCAAAUCUAAUCCUCUCCCAUACCUUUAACAUGGAUGGCUGGGCAUAUUGUUUGAAUCAGCUCCCAAUAUUCUUGGAAUGGAAUAUAUGCAAAUCUCAAUGGCUCACUUAUGCAACUAAUGUAUAACAAUUGCUCCAUUGGUUUAACGAGCCAGGUUUGUUUGUUUUUUAAGCCAGGAGGCAGAAUGUAGCCAGAUUUGCACAAAUGUGGCCCAGAAGCAUCCCUUGUAUUGGCUCCAACACACAGGGUUGCCCUGGUGUGAUAUUGGUUAAUCAAUUAACACAGGUCAAGGAGUGGCAAAUCCUAUCAGUGUAUACCCAGAAUUUACAGUGAAGAGAAUUUGACCAUGCUGCUGCUGCUGCCACAACCUGCCACUCCUAUCAAAUAAAUGUCAGCUAGCCGGCUGCUUUAGGCUCAAUACAGAUAGACCCUGCCUGGCACUGUUUGUUUGGGUAUCUGGUUACUAGGGAUACAGAUGGCUUGGGAGUCCAGGGAAAACAUGUCCUUCACCUUAUUGGAAUGUACUGAGUCACCUGGGUCCAGCCAUUGCUAUUACCUCGUAAUAGUAGUAAGAACACAUCAAGGUGUGUGUGCCUCAGGCAACUGUACAGCAUGAGUGUAUUGGAAAUAAAGUUGCCAUGUCAAACAUUUUGAACACAAUCCUGUGUAUGCACACACAGAGAGCAGUAAGCCCCCUGAACAAAAUGCAACAUGCAUAAGAAUGCAUUUCACGUAUCUUAAGGAGCUAAGAUGUUUUAUGGGGUUCUGAAGAGCAGCAUCAUUCUCCAAGGAAGUGUACAUGCUGAACUAGACCAACUUUACCCUUUUUCAAGAAGGCCAGGAGUGAGCACGGACUGUCAAACACUGGCUUUUACUAAUAUUUUUUAGUAAUCAAGUCUGAACAAGCAUAUUUAAUUUUUUUGGCUUUAGCAAUAACACAGACAUCAGAUGCAAAAAAAGCACAGUGCAGCUAUGUGUUGUACCAUACAGCUAUUUUUCAUGCAACACCUUUUUGACAGCAGAUCUCAUUUGAUCUAGCAAAAUAUUCUCUAGUUUUAACUGUCCAGUAGGUAUUAUACAGGCUGACUGCCUGUAUGUUUUCUUGGAAUUAAUUACCACUCAAUUCAAGUAUACUUAGACUUGCAGCCUCAAAGCCCAACUAUAUGAGAUGAGGGAGAUUCAUGAUUAGAUCUCCUGACUUUUCCAUUUUUAGUCAAAAGCACCUGCAACAAUUGGAUUGGGGCAAUGGUGCUAGCGGAGAGGGGUUAACUCUUUAUCCAUAAAUGAUUUACCUGCUCUUUCCUGAAUCUCUUUUUGGCCCACUGCAGAAAACAUAUCACAAAUAAUCUGUGUCCUGUGUGGCUUAGCCCGAAGGCUGCAAUCAUUUGCAAAUCGUUAAGUCUGUGUCUGUUAUUCCCAUCUUUAAUUUUUUUCCCUUUUUUCUGCAAUAUCAAGGCUUAUCUAGCUUAUUCUAUGAUAUAUUGAGUACAAUCGUUAGUUUGUACUUUUGUGUAUUUUAUAUUGUAACAUAUUUUAAAAUAAAAACUAGCCGACCCCGCACAGAGCAUCUGUGUGCUCUUUGGGGCCGGCCGUUACCUCUCCCCCCA
Hemicordylus capensis (graceful crag lizard) is the source of this 7280-nucleotide messenger RNA. RefSeq names its product BTB domain containing 19 (gene BTBD19). The coding region runs from base 147 to 1022 and encodes 291 amino acids. NCBI's taxonomy places the organism in Eukaryota, Metazoa, Chordata, Lepidosauria, Squamata, Cordylidae. The transcript is spliced from 8 exons. The record is from RefSeq and is a predicted model, not a curated record. Gene Ontology annotation, molecular function: protein binding.